CACACUUUCACACUCUUUCCGGCAGUUUUAUUUCCUUCCCCGUCCUUUCCAGUCUCACCAUGGGUUCCUCUCCGCCAAAAUACACAGUCCUCCACGUCGGUGACAACAUAAAAUACAACCCCGACGUCUACGCAUCCUUUUCUUCAAAAUUCACCAUCAUCCAACCCACUCUCGAAGAACGACAAAGAGAAACCUUCAUCCAGAACCUGAAAGCCCGCAAAUGGGGCGACUUCCACGCCGUCUUCCGCCCCUUCUGGAACUCCGGCGGCGAAAUGGGCCGCUGGGACCAAGACCUGGUUCCGCAUCUCCCCUCCACCUGUAAAAUCUUCGCCAGUGCAGGCGCGGGGUAUGAUUGGGCUGACAUACCUACACUGUCGAAACACGGAAUUAUCUACUGCAACGGCGCCCGCGCAUCGAGCGAGGCCGUCGCGGAUAUGGCUGUCUGGCACAUCCUCUCCGUCUUCCGGAACCUAAUCUGGAGCGCCGAAGCCGCCAAAUCUGGUUCCGCAGAGCGCUUCGCAGAAGCGCAUAAGCACACGCAAGACACGGCGUAUAACCCGCGGGGCCGCAGCCUCGGCAUCAUCGGCCUGGGAAAUAUCGGGUACACGAUUGCGCAAAAGGCUUUCGCCGCGUUUGGAAUGAAGAUCCUGUACCACGACGUCGUGCGGAAGGGGAAGCAGCAGGAGGAGGCGGUACAGGCGGAGUUCUUUGCGGAGCUGGAUGAAAUGCUAGGGGUGAGCGAUUGUGUGGUGUUGGCUACGCCGUUCUUUGGCGAGAAGCUGAUUACGCAGGAGAGAUUGGGGAAGUUCAAGAAGGGGAGUCGGUUUGUGAAUAUUGCGAGGGGGACGUUGGUAGACGAGGACGCGCUUGUGGAGGCAUUGCAGAGCGGGCAGCUUUUUGCGGCAGGACUGGAUGUCCAUGCGAAUGAGCCGCAUGUGCACCCAGGGCUUACAAAGAUGCGGAACGUAACGCUGACGUGCCAUACUGCGGGUGGGGCGUGGGAUACGGCGUCUGGGUUCGAGAGGCUGGCAAUGGAGAAUAUCGAAGCCUUUUUGUUAAAAGGUCAGGCUUUAACACCGGUGAAUGCACACCUGGUGGAGAGGGAUUAGUGUAACCAGGCUAUAGAAAGAAAUGCAUUCGUAUUGAACCUG
Molecule: messenger RNA, 1151 nt
Organism: Trematosphaeria pertusa
Lineage: Eukaryota; Fungi; Ascomycota; Dothideomycetes; Pleosporales; Trematosphaeriaceae
Exons: 2
Coding region: 60-1109 (349 amino acids)
Cellular component (GO): cytosol
Molecular function (GO): hydroxypyruvate reductase [NAD(P)H] activity; glyoxylate reductase (NADPH) activity; NAD binding
Source: RefSeq, a predicted model, not a curated record